Molecule: messenger RNA, 1381 nt
Organism: Sarcophilus harrisii (Tasmanian devil)
Lineage: Eukaryota; Metazoa; Chordata; Mammalia; Dasyuromorphia; Dasyuridae
Gene: SCRT2
Product: scratch family transcriptional repressor 2
Exons: 2
Coding region: 440-1348 (302 amino acids)
Biological process (GO): regulation of DNA-templated transcription
Molecular function (GO): RNA polymerase II cis-regulatory region sequence-specific DNA binding; DNA-binding transcription factor activity, RNA polymerase II-specific
Source: RefSeq, a predicted model, not a curated record
GCUCCGCUCUGCUCUCCUCCCUGCCUGCCCGAGCAGCCGGUUCAUGGGGAAUGUGAAUGAUUGUCCUGAGGGACAUUUGAUGGAUUAGAGAGCUAAACAGUUCCAUUGCGAGAGGACCACCUGAUCUCCAGCCUGCGUCCCAUAUAAAGCCGGCAGCCGGACUGCUGAGCUCAGCGAGUGUGCCAGGCAGCGCCGCCUCCCCUCCCCUCCCCUCCCCUCCUCUCCUCUCCGCCCGGGCCCUCCCUGCCUCGCUGCCUAGGGACCGCAUGCGGGUAGUGCAGGGAGCUGUCCAGUGCUGAAGAGCCCGCUCUGUAAGGCAACAGCAUCCACUUUCCUCCAGCCUGCAGCCCCUGUCUCCCCAAGCCUUCCCCCCUCCCCUCCCAAGGCCCCAUUGAAGUUCCCCGCCGGGCCGACUCCGGCUCCGGCUCAGCACAGCACCAUGCCCCGCUCCUUCUUGGUGAAGAAGAUCAAAGCAGAUGCCUUCCAGUGUAGCAGCGUCCCAGCUCCCAGCUACCACCCCCUGGGAUCCGCAUAUGUGCUGCCGGGCUCCAGGGGGGCAGCCGGCCCCGCCGGGGACAGCGGCUAUGCUCCACACUGCCUUCCGCCCCCCAGCUAUGACAGCGAAAAGAAAGCGGGGCUGGAGCUGGCGCCGUCGGAAGCUGCGUACCCACCAGCCACGGAGGAGUACAGCGACCCCGAGAGCCCGCAGUCGAGCCUGUCGGCGCGCUACUUCCGAGGGGAGGCGGCGGUGACGGACAGCUACUCCAUGGAUGCCUUCUUUAUCUCAGAUGGGCGCUCCCGGAGGCGCGGGGCUGGGGAUGCUCGGGGGGCCGGGGGCGGGAACGGGCCUGGGGGAACUGGGGGUGGAAGCGGGGGGCACCGACACUCGUGCGGGGAGUGCGGCAAGACGUACGCCACGUCGUCCAACCUGAGCCGGCACAAGCAGACACACCGCAGCCUGGACAGCAAGCUGGCGCGCAAGUGUCCGACGUGCGGCAAGGCCUACGUGUCCAUGCCGGCUCUGGCCAUGCACGUGCUCACCCACAACCUGCGCCACAAGUGCGGCGUCUGCGGCAAGGCGUUCUCGCGCCCCUGGCUGCUGCAGGGCCACAUGCGCUCGCACACGGGCGAGAAGCCCUUCGGCUGCUCCCACUGUGGCAAAGCGUUCGCCGACCGCUCUAACCUGAGAGCGCACAUGCAGACGCACUCGGCCUUCAAGCACUACAAGUGCCGCCAGUGCGAGAAGACCUUCGCGCUUAAGUCCUACCUCAACAAGCACUGCGAAGCCGCCUGCUUCAAAGGCGCCGAGCACGCUUGCACCGCCUCCACCGCCGCUCUGGACAACUAACUCACCCCACCCUCCCGGCAGGCCCUGCCCUCU